Dermacentor andersoni is the source of this 763-nucleotide messenger RNA. The record is from RefSeq and is a predicted model, not a curated record. NCBI's taxonomy places the organism in Eukaryota, Metazoa, Arthropoda, Arachnida, Ixodida, Ixodidae.
GGCGCUCUACGAAAUAGGCGACAUUCAUGUUCAACAUGUUUAUCUCUUGACCCAGAAAUGAUAUAUAAACUACAACUUUAGAAGAAACGCCAAAGCACACGUCCUUCCAGAGAGCUGCUAUGCAGACGCUGCGAGUUGCUACUGCUAUUCUGUUUGUUCUGAAGCAUAUAUCUGCCAGUUCAACCAAUGAAACCCCCAAAGCAAAUGAAUAUGACAUAAAAAAGUUUCUCAACACCAAUGAAAUAAUCUGGACCCUAAACACCACUGCCUCUAUUCGUCGUCCCUGCCAACUUGAUGAGAAGUAUAACAUAACAGAUAAUACGACUGUAUUUUAUAGAGACUACCUUAACAGAUACAAAUUGUGGGAAAGAAAAACAUUAUUCGGAAUCUUUCGUCAUUGGGAUUUUAAGCCCAUUGCCCGAAAUAUGUAUGAUUCUAUGGAUACCAAGUACAAAGGUGGUGGUUUUUACGACACAGAGAUAAUACAUUACCAAGGAGAGAAUGAUGAGUGCGCUGUGUUCGCAAUUCUGAACGGAAAUAUCCGAAUACAAUUCACCUACGAUCUUCGAGUGAGGCACUCGUCGUUACAUAAAGCCUUUCAGUUAGACUGCUGGAAUGCCUACAAGAACAUCACACGUGGAAAGAGAUCAAGGCGUGUAUAUUUUCGUCAAUGUGAAGGUCUACUGAAACACCGCUUAGAAUGGUUCGCGCACGACCAGUUGACCAGUUUUUCUUGAAUAAAGUAAUCUAAGGAUUUCUUAGA